UCGGGGGGUGCCUUGGGGAUGUGGUAUGAAUACGGGCUCUGUUGGAUGGCGUGGAGCAUACCACUACCAACUAGGUAGGUAGGUAGGUAGGGAGUACUAGUGCCAACAGAAUCAGGCCAUGUCGAUAGAAGGAAAGAAGGAUUCUGUCUGGGGUAAAGGACGGUAAGCGUACGGUACAGACAGUACGUCAAAGCAGGGAAGAUAAAUGAGCCUCGGCCGAGUGAGCACAAGGGACCGUCGGCUUCUGAACGCUCUCUCUCCCCCGGAUCCCCUGGUGCUUUAAGAUCGCCCGCUCUCUUCUCCUUCUUCUCCUCCCACUUCUCCCAGCUGGUCUGCUUCUGGCUUCUCCUCCAGAUUCAUCCUCCUCUUCUCCCCCUCCUGUCAUCCUCCCCUCCUCACAUAUCUCCUCCACGAUGGCAACCGCCCCCAGAGUAAUCGUCGUUGGCGGUGGACUGUCCGGGCUUAGUGCCGCCCACACCGUCUACCUCAACGGCGGGAAUGUCCUCGUUCUAGACAAGCAGGCCUUCUUUGGUGGAAACUCCACCAAGGCCACUUCCGGUAUUAACGGCGCCCUGACGCGCACCCAGGUCGACCUGGGCAUCGCCGACAGCGUCAAGACUUUCUACGACGAUACCCUCAAAUCCGCCAGAGAUAAGGCCCGUCCGGACCUCAUCAAGGUCCUCACCUACAAGUCCGCCGCCGCCGUCGAGUGGUUGCAGGAUGUCUUCAACCUCGACCUGACCCUUGUUUCCCGGCUCGGCGGUCACUCCCAGCCCCGUACGCAUCGUGGCCACGAUGCCAAGUUUCCCGGCAUGGCCAUCACCUACGCCCUCAUGCAGCGUCUAGAAGAGAUCACCGAGGCUGAGCCCGAUCGUGUGCAGAUCCUCAAGAAGGCUCGCGUCGCCUCCAUCAACAAGUCUGGAAACCAUGUGACUGGUGUGACAUACGAAUACAAUGGCGAGACACAUAGCGCGGAUGGUGUCGUCGUUCUGGCCACUGGUGGCUAUGCGGCUGACUUCGGUGAUGGCUCGCUUCUCAAGCUGCACCGUCCCGACACUUUCGGCCUGUCCAGCACCAACGGUACCCACGCCACCGGUGACGGUCAGAAGAUGUUGAUGGAGAUCGGUGCCAACGGCAUCGACAUGGACAAGGUCCAGGUGCACCCCACCGGCCUGGUGGACCCCAAGGACCCCGGCGCCAAGUUCAAGUUCCUGGCUGCGGAGGCCCUACGUGGUGAGGGCGGUCUUCUCCUCAACUCGGAUGGUCAGCGUUUCUCCGAUGAGCUGGGCCAUCGUGACUAUGUCUCGGGACAGAUGUGGAAGGAGAAGGAGAAGGGCAAGUGGCCCAUCCGCCUCGUGCUCAACAGCAAGGCUUCCAACGUCUUGGACUUCCACACUCGCCACUACUCCGGCCGUGGGCUGAUGAAGAAGAUUACGGGCAAGGAGCUCGCCAAGGAGAUUGGCUGCGGCGACGCAGCCCUCCAGAAGACCUUCGACGAGUACAACCUCAUCGCUGAAGGUAAGAAGAAGGACCCCUGGAACAAGAAGUUCUUCCACAACCUGCCUUUCAGCAUCGACGACACCUUCCACGUGGCCGUGAUGGAGCCUGUCCUGCACUUCACCAUGGGCGGAAUCGAGAUCAACGAGCACGCCCAGGUUCUCAACUCGGAGCAGAAGCCCUUCGACGGCCUCUACGCCUGCGGUGAACUGGCCGGUGGUGUCCACGGCGCCAACCGUCUGGGUGGAUCCUCGCUGCUGGGCUGCGUUGUCUACGGCCGUGUUGCGGGCGACAGCGCCAGCGAGUAUCUGUUCAAGAAGCUGGUCUCCGGCGGCGCCUCCACAGCAUCUCAGCGUCUCGGCCAGAUCUCCCUGCACAUCGACCCAGCCACCCCGGGCAAGAUCGCCAUCGAAUGGACUGGCGCCGCCGAAGGUGGCCAGAUCCCCGCGGCCGCUGGAACCCCAGCUGCCGCGGCCCAGGGCGCCAAAUCCAGCGCAACCCCUGCCGGCGCCGCCGAGACGGCCAAGCCGAAACCCCCCUCCAAGUUCACCAUCCCGGAGAAGGAAUACUCGAUGGAAGAAAUUUCCAAACACAACAAGAAAGAAGACCUAUGGAUCGUAGUCAAGGGGAUCGUGCUGGACGUGACCAAUUGGCUCGAUGAGCAUCCGGGCGGAGCGAACGCCCUAUUCAACUUCAUGGGCCGCGAUGCUACAGAAGAAUUCGCAAUGCUGCACGACGACGAAGUCAUCCCCAAGUACGCCUCGCACAUCGUCAUCGGCCGUGUCAAGGGCCAGACCCCUAGUCUAGAGCUGUAA
This is a messenger RNA of Aspergillus heteromorphus CBS 117.55, 2312 nucleotides long. It is a transcript of the gene osm1, whose product is annotated as putative fumarate reductase Osm1. NCBI's taxonomy places the organism in Eukaryota, Fungi, Ascomycota, Eurotiomycetes, Eurotiales, Aspergillaceae. Gene Ontology annotation, molecular function: oxidoreductase activity; FMN binding. The coding region runs from base 414 to 2312 and encodes 632 amino acids. The transcript is spliced from 5 exons. The record is from RefSeq and is a predicted model, not a curated record.